Messenger RNA from Owenia fusiformis, 957 nucleotides. NCBI's taxonomy places the organism in Eukaryota, Metazoa, Annelida, Polychaeta, Sabellida, Oweniidae. The record is from the annotation of a GenBank genome assembly.
UGAAAAUACAGUUGAUGAUUUAAAAAUUUAGUAAAUCCGGUUUAUUUGCUGUAUUUACCCUACAAAGAGACUAGAAAAUGGCUACACCUGCUGUACAUGUACAUAGAUCACCAGGCAAGUUCCAAGGUUGUGGCAGGGAAUAAAGCUACAAGCCAACAGACAGUGUCAGCAUCUAGUCAGAAAAUUACAAAAGACGCACCACCUAGUACACUAGUCAAAGGCACAAAACUACUAGCCAAGUACAACUAUAAAGCUAACAAAGACAGUCCACUUGGCGAAACAGAACUUUCCUUUAAGCAGAAAGAUAACCUGAUGUUUCUGAUGGUCCAUCCAGACAACAGCCAUUGGUGGAAGUGUCAGAAUGAGCAGGGAAUGAUGGGAUACGUUCCUGGGUCAUACCUCUAUGUUGUCACAGAACAACCAGCAGGGUUGCCAUGGCUGCAGGGCAAAAAAGAAGAGGAAGUUGAAAAUAAACCAGACGCAAACAACAGAUUUGGAGCUCCUCCUCAAGGUUCAUUCAAGCCUUAUGUGUCCGCAUACAAUCGUAAUGACCAAGAGAGCAAAGACCUUAAACUAAAGGCAUACUAUUGUGCUGUAUGUGAAAAACAACUGAACGGACCUCAACCUUACAACGCACACAUGAACAGUAAGGCCCACAAAGAGGAGGUGGAACUUGCUGAGCAUUACGCUAAUAAAUAGACAACUGAAAAGAAAAACAAACAGUUCAUAAGCUAACAAGCAAUGGUUUAGUUAGUAAAGUAAAUGAGAACUGAUAACUAUUUCAGCAAGUGCUGUUUUUACAUGAGGUUAAACUUGCCAAGCAUUAUUCAAACAAUUAAACAACUGAAAAGUUAAACAAAAACAAACAGUUAAGUUACUAUAGUAAAGUAAGUGAGAACUGAUAGCUAUUUCAGGAAGUACUGUUUGGUGAAAUAUAUAUUAGGUGCAACUUGCUGA